GCGAGUUAAUGGCUCCUCCUGCUACGGAGAGAGGCAGAGCUGGCACCGAGCGGUGAAACGGGGUUAGCUGAAAUACCACCGAGCGGGGUGAAAAAACAGCAAUUACAUCCCAAAACCAGGGAGUUUUAGGUCGCUAUCGGUGGGGAUAUUUGGGGGAAAGGUCGUCUGGGUGGCUGUUCCAGUGAAAGGGCAACAUUUUACCCGUGGGUGGUUGAGGACAGCGGUGUAUUUUUUUCCGACAACCAACUCCCCAGAUGAACUCCCUCAGAGCCACCAACAGGAGACCCAGGCGAGUAUCGAGGCCGCGCCCGCUGCAGCCCGAACGAAUCAACGGGGAUAGAGAUGAGGAGGCUCCUGCGGCCGCUGCAGCAGAAAUGGCUAUUGAGGAGUCCGGCCCAGGUGCUCAGAACAGUCCCUACCAGCUCCGACGCAAGACCCUGCUUCCCAAGAGAACCACUGCUGCCUCUGCCUCUGCCACCGCCUCUGCCUGCCCCAGCAAGGGCCCCAUGGAGGGAGCUUCCACUUCGUCAACAGAUGCCUUCGGUCAUCGAGCCAAGCGGGCACGAGUGUCCGGUAAGACCCACGACCUUCCAGCAGCCCCAGCAGAACAGUAUCUGCAGCAGAAGCUUCCAGAUGAGGUUGUUUUGAAGAUUUUCUCCUACUUGCUGGAGCAGGACCUUUGCCAGGCAGCCUGCGUGUGCAAGAGAUUCAGCCAGCUAGCGAACGACCCCAUCCUAUGGAAACGGCUAUACAUGGAGGUCUUUGAGUACACGCGUCCCAUGAUGCACCCUGAGCCGGGCAGGUUUUACCAGGUCAGCCCUGAGGACCACGAGCACACGAACCCGUGGAAAGAGAGCUUCCAGCAGCUGUACAAGGGUGCACACGUAAAGCCAGGCUUUGCCGAACAUUUCUACAGUAACCCCGGCAGAUACAAAGGCAGGGAGAAUAUGCUGUAUUACGACACCAUCGAGGACGCCCUCGGAGGUGUCCAAGAAGCCCACUUCGACGGUCUCAUCUUUGUUCAUUCUGGAAUCUAUACGGACGAGUGGAUUUAUAUAGAGUCUCCCAUCACCAUGAUUGGUGCAGCACCUGGGAAAGUAGCAGACAAGGUCGUCAUAGAGAAUACUAGAGAUUCAACGUUUGUCUUCAUGGAGGGAUCAGAGGAUGCAUAUGUGGGAUACAUGACGAUUAAGUUUAAUCCAGAUGAUAAAUCGGCGCAGCAUCACAACGCCCACCACUGUCUGGAGAUCACAGUCAACUGCAGCCCAAACAUCGACCACUGUAUCAUCCGCUCCACGUGCACAGUGGGUUCAGCUGUGUGUGUUAGCGGCCAGGGUGCCUGUCCAACCAUCAAACACUGCAACAUCAGCGACUGUGAGAACGUGGGACUGUACAUCACAGACCACGCGCAGGGCAUUUACGAGGACAACGAAAUCAGCAACAACGCGCUGGCAGGAAUCUGGGUGAAGAACCACGGUAAUCCCAUCAUUAGGCGUAACCACAUUCACCACGGACGAGAUGUAGGAGUGUUCACGUUCGACCACGGCAUGGGUUACUUUGAGAACUGCAACAUUCAUAGAAAUCGCAUAGCGGGCUUUGAGGUGAAGGCAUACGCCAACCCCACGGUUGUUCGCUGCGAGAUCCACCACGGCCAAACGGGAGGCAUCUACGUCCACGAAAAGGGGCGGGGCCAAUUUAUAGAAAACAAAAUCUAUGCCAAUAACUUCGCUGGUGUUUGGAUCACGUCCAACAGCGACCCGACGAUACGGGGAAAUGCUAUAUUCAACGGUAACCAAGGCGGGGUGUACAUAUUUGGAGACGGCCGUGGGUUAAUAGAAAGUAAUGACAUCUACGGUAACGCCCUGGCUGGGAUUCAGAUCCGAACAAACAGCUGUCCCAUCGUAAGGCACAACAAAAUCCACGAUGGGCAGCACGGCGGCAUCUAUGUGCAUGAGAAAGGCCAGGGAGUGAUCGAGGAGAAUGAGGUUUACAGCAACACGUUGGCUGGAGUCUGGGUGACCACAGGCAGCACCCCCGUCCUCCGUAAGAACCGCAUCCACAGCGGCAAACAGGUUGGUGUGUAUUUCUAUGACAAUGGUCACGGCGUGCUGGAAGACAAUGACAUCUACAAUCACAUGUACUCCGGUGUACAGAUAAGGACGGGAAGCAACCCAAAGAUAAGGCGUAACAAGAUCUGGGGAGGGCAGAACGGAGGGAUAUUGGUCUACAACUCAGGGUUGGGCUUCAUCGAGGACAACGAAAUCUUUGACAACGCCAUGGCCGGCGUGUGGAUCAAGACGGACAGCAACCCCACGUUGCGGAGAAACAAGAUCCACGACGGAAGAGAUGGCGGCAUCUGCAUCUUCAACGGAGGCAGAGGUCUGCUAGAAGAGAACGACAUCUUCAGGAACGCACAGGCCGGCGUGCUCAUCAGCACCAACAGCCACCCCACGCUCCGCAAGAACCGCAUUUUUGACGGCUUCGCUGCAGGCAUUGAAAUCACUAACCAUGCAACGGCGACGUUGGAGGGCAACCAGAUCUUCAACAAUCGCUUCGGGGGACUUUUUCUGGCCUCGGGAGUUAACGUCACCAUGAAAGAUAACAAAAUUCAGAAUAAUCAGGAUGCAAUAGAGAAGGCGGUGAGCAGGGGGCAGUGUCUCUACAAGAUCUCCAGUUACACCAGUUAUCCCAUGCAUGACUUCUACAGGUGUCACACCUGUAAUACAACAGAUAGGAACGCCAUCUGUGUUAACUGCAUCAAAAAGUGUCACCAAGGACACGACGUAGAGUUUAUACGACACGAUCGGUUCUUCUGCGACUGCGGAGCAGGAACGUUGUCCAACCCGUGCACGCUGGCCGGAGAGCCCACACACGACACGGACACUCUGUACGACUCGGCGCCGCCCAUCGAGUCCAACACGCUACAACAUAACUGAAGGCGGCUGCUCGAGUUAGAGCCCACCUUUUACCCCCCACCCACCCCCCUCCACCCGAUUUCCCCCCCUCGCCGCCCCCCAGAUAAGCAAACAAACACAUUGCAUUACACACAGCCAUACACACACAGUGGUAUACGUGCAUCCGCCUGCAGCUAUAAGGACCCAGAGAGACUCUGAGCGCAGCGCUCUCGGACGGGAUCAAAAGCGGAAAGAGGCUGCAGAGGAAGGGGCCUCAUCUGGCCGCGCUCGCCACAGCAGGUCACUAGAGGGAGCUGUGGAGCUGGACUUUUGCAGAACGUGUUCUGAGGGGGGCUUUUGAGGUCCACCUGGUGGCGCUUAGAGCAUGGGGGUCUCCACGGGGCUGCUCCUCAGCUUCUGGCCCCCUUUCUCAAGAACUGCUGUUUUAAAAAGACUUCCUGCUUCCUCACAGCUGCCAUCACCAUUGGAUUAAAAAAAGGAAAAGAUUGGUCAUGCGUGCGUGUGUGUGUGUGUGUGUGUGUGAGAUGGAGCACUUGGGCUUUUUUAAAAAAAAAAUUAUAUAUAUAUAAAUAUAAAUAUAUGUUCUGAUGAAUGGAUUUUAUUUCAAUGCUUUCUCAUGUAGUUUUGUAUUUUCAAGCAAAAAGCUGACUGUAUUUGAAUGUCUUUUAUUUUAUUAUAUAUUAUUAUAAUUAUUAUUUUUCUUUGGUUAGCGUCCCUUCCUCCGCCUCCGCCGCCCGCCACGUCGGACUGCAGCGACUGAACGGUUCCAGUAGUGAAUUUCUUUCUGUGAAAGAGGACCUUGUUAAACACUACAAACCCUCUCCCUGUGAGUUAGUUUAAAUGGCCGGUGGAGGGGGCUCCACGCUUGUAUAAAGAGGUGUGUGUAAAUGUGUGUCGUGUACAGUGCAACGUUUGUGUGCGUGCGUGUGUUUCCGUUGUUGCAGUCAGUGUUUUCGUGGAGAGGGUUUCAGCAGGAGGCGCCGCAGCUCCUUUUUAACUGGAACCGAAGUCAGCCUGCAGCCCCCCCCCCCUUUCUUCCUCCCCCUCCGUUUCCACCCCCCCCUCCCCCUCCCCCAGUGUAUCGUGGUGACUUUGGCUCCUCAUGCAGCCUGAAUCGUAUGCAUGUACCAUAACAUCUAGACUUAAUAUAUUGUGAAGUAUUCAAUAACCAUUAGUAGAUGCUAGUUGAAAUUCAAAAAGGGGUAUACUUUCUUAGAAAGACAAAAGAAAACUGAAAACUUGCCAUUUCUAAGAAAAUAAAACUUUAUUAGAUCAAA
Molecule: messenger RNA, 4192 nt
Organism: Fundulus heteroclitus (mummichog)
Lineage: Eukaryota; Metazoa; Chordata; Actinopteri; Cyprinodontiformes; Fundulidae
Gene: fbxo11b
Product: F-box protein 11b
Exons: 22
Coding region: 255-2936 (893 amino acids)
Biological process (GO): ubiquitin-dependent protein catabolic process; regulation of apoptotic process; protein ubiquitination
Molecular function (GO): protein binding; zinc ion binding
Source: RefSeq, a predicted model, not a curated record